CCUGCAUGUCUGCAUGAAAAUAUUGGACUGCAAUAUUACUCUGUCAGUAAUCAGCCAUUCGAAUCUCCCCUAAUAUGGCUGGCCGCCGCCCAUCACCUAAUGUUGAAAAUGAGGCAGCGUUCUCCAUGGCAACCACAGCUCUCGGAGGCUGUCGCAGCUAAUCCUUUAGGAGCUUACUCAACUCUCGUAAGAGGGUUUUACCAGCAGCACCAAUGCCCAAGAAUUUCCCCCAAACAAACACUGGAUCUUAUGUUUAUCCAUCCGGAGGAGGCAAACAAACCUAGUUACAGCAGCUGAGAGGAGCAGAGGGGAGAGAACGAUAGGCCUGGUUCAUCCGCCCUAAGCCAAUCCUUGGAGCUUGAGGGAGUUGGACGGACUUGGUGGGAACAUGCACUUCAGGAGCAGUGCUUCCACUUUGCUGCUGCUGCUGCUGUCUCUUUGUCUGCUGGGGAGGGUGCUAGAGGUGAAAGGGCAGGAGCGGGAGUACCUGCAGGAGGCUCUCAGGGCCUUGGAUCUGCCCUUGGGUACCAACGAGCCACAGCUACAGAAGAACCACACCGGUAUCCUGAUCACCAAGCUCCUCCGGGCGGUGCACUGUGCAGAGAGGACUGGCACCUCUCAGGACGUCUGUGACAAGUGCCUGACACCCGAUGUAGCUUUCUCUGUGCUAGAACAUGAUGGGAAGGCUUACCUCACUGAGGGCGACUACCAGCGGAUCUCCACUGUUCUGCUCUACUACAUAAUUAACUUGCAAGAUCUGUGUGUGUCAAAUGCUGCCUCUCCUUCCUCCCUGUCUUCGUCCUCCUCCUCGUUUGGGAACUAUCAGUUCUAUCUUUUGGCCCUCACCAAUCUACACCCAGCUGAGGACAACAGUGUCCUAUCAUCCGGUGAAACAGAAAGCAUUCUGCAGCUCAUCAACCAGCAUUACGAACCCUCUACUCAAGAUCCUUCAUCUGUUUUGCAAUGUAUUGAUGCGGCUAGCGUCUUUGAAGAUGCUAACAUGCAAGAGACUCCAGGUGCUGACGUGUCUUCUGUGCCCAAACUGGCCGCAGCCAUCAUCAGCCAUAUCCUGCAGGGCCGCUGUUUCAGACGGAAGAACCUACCGUCUCCUGCUUUCUUUACCGACUAUAUCUUUCAAUCCCUGAACUGCACAAGUAAUCUGCAGAUAAUGGACCUAGAAGAGUUGCUCCAUCAGCUGGGCGUAGGACAGGAAAGAGUGACACAUCCUGACAACAGGAAGAGGCGGAGCACAACAAAGAGUUCACAAAAAAGGUCUGGAGGUUUGCUGGAUGGUUGCAACCAUGAAACUGCAGGAAUAAGCAGAGACUGGGCACAGGUAUGUUUUUCAGCCAAUCAGCUGGUGGAUAUUUUUGCUCUGAAUCCUCAUUUGCCAAUUUCCAAGGAGCACUUCACACAAAUUUGCCCGGCCAUCAUUCAGCAGUUGCUAGGCAAUGCCUGCAAGUCUGCAGAGCAAAAAAGAAGAGGAUCUCUGCCCACUGCUCUCGAGAAGUAUGGCUACAGCACGGCUGCUGUCCUGCUCAUCACGGUGGGCUCCAUGUUUGGCAUCUGCCUGAUCUUCUUCAACUCCUGCCAGGAAACCUACACCCUCAUCCUGCAGCUGUUUGUGGGCCUGGCAGUGGGAACCCUCUCAGGAGAUGCACUCCUGCACCUCAUACCACAGAUCCUCGGCCUCCAUGAUGCCACUCACAGUCAUGAUGACGAACACGAUACAGAAGGGAAGGACUAUCUGUGGAGGAUUCUGGGCAUGAUCGCAGGGAUCUACGGCUUUUUCCUCAUUGAAAGAAUCUUUUCCUUUUUGGUUCCUUCUCAUGGCCAUGGUCAUUCAAGUGACCUUCCCCUAGAACUCAACUGCAAUGGUCAGUCACAGAGGGGCAAGUCCAUCUCCACCAUACAGCUGGGACCCGUGGAUGACUUGGACUGUACAGAAGUAACACCUGAACUUGUAGACACAAGGAGGCCUUCACAUCAGAGACAAGGGGUUCCCCUGCUGGCUGUGAUGGUAAUCGUGGGAGACAGCCUUCAUAACUUUGCCGAUGGCCUGGUUGUUGGGGCGGCCUUCUCUUCUUCGGCUGAGACUGGCAUGGCCACCACCGUUGCUAUCCUGUGCCACGAGAUCCCGCACGAGAUGGGGGACUUUGCUGUGUUGCUCAGCUCCGGACUCUCAGUGAAGACUGCUGUGCUAAUGAACUUUCUGAGCGCUCUGACGGCCUUCAUGGGACUCUAUAUCGGACUGUUUGUUUCCUCAGAGAUGGAAGUGCAGCAGUGGAUCUUUGCUGUUACUGCCGGGAUUUUCCUCUAUUUGUCAUUAGUUGAAAUGCUUCCAGAGAUGAAUCGUGUGAAGACAGACAGACCGUGUCUCAUGUUUUUCCUGCAGAACCUCGGUCUGUUGAUGGGCUGGGCCUGUCUCCUGCUCCUCGCACUCUAUGAACAUGAACUCAGACUCUAAAUGCAGUGUAUCUCUUCACAUGAGGUCGAUCCAGAACAAAGGUUGACUUGUUUUAUAGUGCUUUUUUUUGUUGCUUUUUUAAAUUUCGUUGACGUCUUUAUCAUCUGCUGCUCUUUACAAGUGUUAGUGUGUGCAACCAGGAUGAUGUUUAACAUCAUUAUUGGUAUUUAUGAUGUUGUAGUCUCCACACUGGAUGGUAAAUGUACUUUAGCUGUAUUCACUUUUUUUUUAAUAUUUUAUGAUUUAUUUUUGUAUGUUAGGCAUCAUGGGUGACUUAAACUCUAAUGACUUUAUAUGGCAGUAUUAAGUACAAUUGUGCAUAUCUACUGUUCUGUGAAAUAUUUACGUGGCCUCCAAUACUCGGGUCAUUUGAUUUUGAAGUCAUUUCUCACCAGCAAAAUAUAAAGUAUUGUAAAUCUA
Molecule: messenger RNA, 2887 nt
Organism: Larimichthys crocea (large yellow croaker)
Lineage: Eukaryota; Metazoa; Chordata; Actinopteri; Sciaenidae
Product: zinc transporter ZIP12
Exons: 13
Coding region: 389-2467 (692 amino acids)
Biological process (GO): intracellular monoatomic cation homeostasis; zinc ion import across plasma membrane
Cellular component (GO): plasma membrane
Molecular function (GO): zinc ion transmembrane transporter activity; monoatomic cation:bicarbonate symporter activity
Source: RefSeq, a predicted model, not a curated record